Messenger RNA from Arabidopsis thaliana (thale cress), 3557 nucleotides. RefSeq names its product replication factor C1 (gene RFC1). Lineage: Eukaryota; Viridiplantae; Streptophyta; Magnoliopsida; Brassicales; Brassicaceae. Gene Ontology annotation, cellular component: DNA replication factor C complex; nucleus. The coding region runs from base 203 to 2950 and encodes 915 amino acids. The record is from RefSeq and is marked reviewed. The transcript has 22 exons. Gene Ontology annotation, molecular function: ATP hydrolysis activity; DNA clamp loader activity; ATP binding. Gene Ontology annotation, biological process: DNA repair; DNA replication.
AUUCAAUUCAAUUCAAUUAAUAAAAGCUUCUCCUGAAAACUUCUCUUUUUACCAUUGGAGGUGUGUGCCAUUAGUAGUAGACACGGCGACCGUUUCUUCUUCUUCUUCUUCGCCUAAAUCUCGCUUGUAGCCGGAAAAUUCGCCGGAGGAGAAUCAAGGCAUUGUGCUCUUUGGUUUGUAGUCGAAUUCUCGAGACGGGCAAAUGUCGGAUAUUAGGAAGUGGUUUAUGAAAGCUCAUGAAAAAGGGAAUGGAAGUGCUCCGAAAUCGACGUCUUCCAAGGCAGGUCCUGUGAAGAAUGCUGCAGAGACUGCACCAAUAAAAUCAGAGCAGGCUAGUGAAGACUUGGAAACUGCUGAUAGAAGAAAAACGAGCAAGUAUUUUGGUAAAGAUAAAACAAAAGUUAAAGAUGAGAAAGAGGUGGAAGCAAUUCCUGCCAAGAGGAAACUUAAGACUGAGUCUGAUGAUUUAGUCAAGCCUCGUCCAAGAAAGGUUACAAAGGUUGUUGAUGAUGAUGAUGAUGAUUUUGAUGUACCUAUUUCAAGGAAGACUCGUGAUACCACUCCCAGCAAAAAACUAAAGUCGGGGUCAGGUAGAGGAAUUGCAAGUAAAACUGUUGAUAACGACGAUGAUGAUGAUGGUGAAGAUAAGGAGACUCCUCUAAAAUCUGCCGGAAGAGGCCGUGGCGGUAGAGCUGCUCCAGGGGCCUCAACUGGUGGAAGAGGUAGAGGUGGAGGGCGAGGUGGAUUUAUGAAUUUUGGUGAAAGGAAAGACCCACCGCAUAAAGGAGAAAAGGAAGUUCCUGAAGGCACCCCUGAUUGCUUAGCUGGAUUGACAUUUGUAAUUAGCGGAACACUUGACAGUUUAGAAAGAGAAGAAGCAGAAGAUCUGAUUAAGCGGCAUGGUGGUCGUAUUACAGGCUCUGUUAGCAAGAAAACGACCUACCUUUUGUGUGAUGAAGACAUUGGCGGAAGGAAAUCUGAAAAAGCUAAAGAGCUGGGCACUAAGUUCCUUACAGAGGAUGGCCUAUUUGACAUAAUCCGGUCCUCUAAACCUGUAAAAAAGUCUCUACCUGAAAGGUCAAACAAAGGCACUGAAAAAAUCUGUGCACCACCGAAGACAAGUCCUCAGAAAGAAGAAACAAGAGGAAAACCUUUGGCAAAAAGUUCGCCCAAAAAGGUCCCCCCGGCGAAAGGAAAAAAUAAAAUUAUCGAGACUUCCUUGCCCUGGACGGAAAAAUACAGACCGAAGGUUCCAAAUGAGAUUGUUGGGAAUCAGUCGUUGGUUACUCAACUUCACAACUGGCUGUCCCACUGGCAUGAUCAAUUUGGAGGUACUGGAAGUAAAGGAAAGGGGAAGAAAUUGAAUGAUGCUGGUUCCAAGAAAGCUGUACUUUUGAGUGGAACACCUGGUAUUGGAAAAACAACAUCAGCAAAGUUGGUUAGUCAGAUGCUUGGUUUCCAGGCAGUUGAGGUUAAUGCUAGUGACAGUCGUGGAAAGGCGAACUCGAAUAUUGCCAAAGGAAUUGGUGGCAGCAAUGCAAAUUCUGUAAAAGAACUUGUCAAUAACGAAGCCAUGGCUGCCAACUUCGAUAGGUCAAAGCACCCGAAGACUGUUCUAAUCAUGGAUGAAGUAGAUGGAAUGUCUGCAGGCGACAGGGGAGGUGUUGCAGAUCUUAUUGCUAGCAUUAAAAUAUCAAAGAUUCCUAUCAUCUGCAUUUGUAAUGACCGAUAUAGUCAAAAACUGAAGAGUUUAGUAAACUACUGUCUUCCCCUCAAUUACCGGAAGCCCACGAAACAGCAGAUGGCAAAAAGGCUGAUGCAUAUUGCUAAGGCAGAAGGCCUUGAAAUUAAUGAAAUUGCCCUGGAAGAACUCGCUGAGAGAGUGAAUGGUGACAUACGAUUGGCCGUAAAUCAGCUCCAAUAUAUGAGCCUGUCCAUGUCAGUCAUCAAAUACGAUGAUAUCAGGCAGCGCCUGCUAAGCAGUGCGAAGGAUGAAGAUAUUUCCCCUUUCACAGCUGUUGACAAGUUGUUUGGUUACAAUGGUGGGAAGCUGAGAAUGGAUGAACGGAUUGACCUAAGCAUGAGUGAUCCGGAUUUGGUUCCCCUACUUAUACAGGAAAACUAUCUCAAUUAUAGGCCAAGCGGUAAAGAUGAGGCAAAACGAAUGGAUUUACUCGCUCGUGCUGCUGAAUCUAUUGCCGAUGGAGAUAUUAUCAACGUGCAGAUUCGAAGAUACAGACAAUGGCAGCUCUCUCAAUCUUGCUGUGUUGCAUCUUCUAUUCUCCCAGCUUCAUUGUUGCAUGGAUCAAGGGAGGUACUCGAGCAGGGAGAGCGUAAUUUCAAUAGAUUUGGUGGGUGGCUUGGCAAGAAUUCUACUGCGGGAAAAAAUAGACGGUUAAUGGAGGAUCUGCAUGUUCAUGUCCUUGCUUCCCGUGAAUCCAGCGCUGGAAGGGAGACACUUCGUGUUGAUUAUCUUCCCCUUCUCUUGAGCCGCUUGACUAGCCCACUUCAGACACUGCCUAAGGAUGAAGCAGUUUCAGAAGUUGUUGAUUUCAUGAACUCCUACUCUAUAAGCCAGGAGGACUUUGAUACUAUUUUGGAGUUGGGAAAAUUUAAGGGACGUGAAAAUCCGAUGGAGGGUGUUCCACCUCCAGUUAAAGCAGCUUUGACCAAAAAAUAUAAUGAGAUGAAUAAAACCAGAAUGGUACGUGUGGCGGACAUGGUGCAGCUUCCGGGAGUGAAAAAGGCGCCAAAGAAGCGAAUAGCUGCUAUGCUGGAACCAACUGUUGAUAGUUUGAGAGAUGAAGAUGGUGAGCCGUUAGCAGAUAAUGAAGAAGGAAAUGGAUCAGACGCUGAAGAAGACUCAGAAGAAGCAACCGAUGGAGAAAAGCUGGAGUCCAAUCUUAAAAAUCUGAAUGCUAGAGGUUCGUCUUGUUACUGCUUUAGAUAGUUGUCUUUACCUUAAGAAAGCCAUUCAGUCUAGAACCUAAAUUCAUAUAUACUGGCUCUGAAUGAUGACGACUUUCCAAAAACUUGACUCCUUAUCCCUCUCUGGGCGGGGAUCUGCAAGUCUUAACGGAAUAUAAUCGGGUUGCAGGGAUCCAAGUGGAAUUGGAUUUGAAAGGAGCUGGAAGCUCAGGUUCAAGAAAGGCGGCUGGUAAAGGCAGAGGCAGAGGGAAAGCAGCUGAUACGUCUGCUGAGAAGAAAGCUACAGGAAGAGGCUCUGGUGCCAAGAGAAAGAGAUAAGAAGCCAAUCGCAUCGGUUUCCAGGCAAAUUUUUUCCAAGAAGUCUCUAUUGGAAUCUCCAUGUCUGUACAACGAAGGUUUUUUUUUUCUGGAUUGGCAGAUGAAUUUAUGAUGUUUCUGGGGUUUAAGAGCGGAUUCUAGUUUUGCUUGAACUCAGAAUGCCUGCCAUUUAACCGUUCGACUAAUGAUGAACACUAGUAUGGUCAAAAUGAACGCAGAAUGCAAAUGGAUGAAGAUUUUUGUAGAUUUUUUGAGAAAGAGUAAUACUUUGAAAUUUUCACUAAAAGGGCAAACACAAGGUCAAAAAUAUC